GCUUCUUCCCUCCUCUCCCUCUCCUCAUUUCCUUUCUCUCUUCCUUUCUCUUCAUUCCCCUUCUCUCUUCAUGGCUCCUGGCUUUAAACAGCAACUCCCACAGGUGGGAGCAGCCGCACCCCACAACACCUGCAGCAGCAACAUUUCAGGUGAUGGUCAAGUUCUUCUUAAAUCGAAAGUCACCGUGGUGGGUAGUGGGAAUUGGGGCAGUGUUGCUGCUAAGCUCAUUGCUUCAAACACCCUCAAGCUCGGAUCUUUUCAUGAGGAAGUGAGGAUGUGGGUAUUUGAGGAGACAUUGCCAAGUGGUGAGAAGCUCACUGAUGUUAUCAAUCGAACUAAUGAAAAUGUUAAAUACCUUCCUGGUAUUAAGCUUGGUAAAAAUGUUGUCGCAGAUCCUGACCUUGAAAAUGCAGUUAAAGAUGCAAACAUGUUGGUUUUUGCUACCCCACAUCAAUUCAUGGAGGGUAUAUGCAAGACGCUUGUUGGAAAAAUAAAGACAGAUGCAGAGGCUAUUUCUCUUGUUAAAGGGGUGGAGGUCAAGAUGGAAGGCCCCCGCAUGACCUCCAAUCUUAUCUCAGAAAAGCUAGGGAUUAACUGCUCUGUGCUGAUGGGGGCAAAUAUUGCAAAUGAGGCUGCCAUAAUGAGAAUUGGUCUUAAAGAAAUGAGAGCUUUGUCCAAGCUGUUGUUUCUGUCUGUUAAGGAUAGUACGUUUUUUGAAAGCUGUGGGGUCGCUGAUCUCAUCACAACUUGCUUAGGAGGAAGAAACCGAAAAGUUGCAGAGGCGUUUGCUAAGAAUGGAGGGCAAAGGUCCUUUGAUGAGCUUGAGGCUGAGAUGUUGCAGGGCCAGAAAUUACAGGGUGUGUCAACAGCAAGAGAGGUGUAUGAGGUUCUAAGCCACCGUGGAUUGCUAGAGUUGUUUCCGCUUUUCACAACAGUGCAUGAGAUAUGUACUGGUCGUCUUCCACCAUCAGCUAUAGUUGAAUAUAGUGGGCAGAAACCCAAAUUGUCCCUGUUAAAGGCUUCUGUCAAUUGUCAUUGACUUCUUCACGGACAUACCUACAUUUGAGACGUUAAUGGAGCAGCAUUUGUUAAGUCACCAUUCAAACACACAGAAGAGGAAGCAAAAGACCCAUUUUCAGACUAAAACAAUAAGGCCUGG
Molecule: messenger RNA, 1159 nt
Organism: Rubroshorea leprosula
Lineage: Eukaryota; Viridiplantae; Streptophyta; Magnoliopsida; Malvales; Dipterocarpaceae
Source: the annotation of a GenBank genome assembly